UUCUCGCUUCAACAGUGCUUGAACGGAACCGGCUGCUCUCGGCCCUUUGUCCAUCCCCAUCCCAUCCAUCCGUCCGUCUGUCCAUCCGUCUGUCCCGCCAUGGACUCCCAAAUCCGCCAGAAUUUCCACCGCGACUGCGAAGCCGCCGUGAACCGCAUGGCCAACAUGGAGCUGCACGCCUCCUACGUUUACCUCUCCAUGGGUUUUUAUUUCGACAGGGACGACGUGGCUCUGUCGCGACUGGCUCGGUUUUUCCUGGAGCGGUCGCGGGAGCAGCGGGAAGGCGCCGAGGGGCUCCUGCGCUUCCAGACUCGCCGCGGGGGCCGAGUUCUCCUGCAGGACAUCAAGAAGCCGGAGCGGGACACGUGGGGCUCGGCGCUGGAGGCGGCGGAGGCGGCGCUGCACCUGGAGCAAUCGGUGAACCGGGAGCUGCUGCACCUGCACGGCCUGGCUGCCGACAAGGGCGACCCCCACCUCUGUGACUUCCUGGAGUCCCAUUACCUGGAUGAGCAGGUGAAGGCCAUCAAGGUGCUGGGCGACCACGCCACCAACCUGCGGCGUCUCAGCGGUGACGCCGCCGGCCCCGGCUUCGGCGAGUACCUGUUCGACCGUCUGAGCCUGGAGGAGCGCAGCUGAACACCUGUC
Sturnus vulgaris (Common starling) is the source of this 645-nucleotide messenger RNA. RefSeq names its product ferritin heavy chain A-like. The record is from RefSeq and is a predicted model, not a curated record. Gene Ontology annotation, biological process: iron ion transport; intracellular iron ion homeostasis. Lineage: Eukaryota; Metazoa; Chordata; Aves; Passeriformes; Sturnidae. Gene Ontology annotation, cellular component: cytoplasm. Gene Ontology annotation, molecular function: ferric iron binding; ferrous iron binding.